Anolis carolinensis (green anole) is the source of this 3766-nucleotide messenger RNA. RefSeq names its product neurotrophin 4 (gene ntf4). Gene Ontology annotation, molecular function: growth factor activity; nerve growth factor receptor binding. The record is from RefSeq and is a predicted model, not a curated record. The coding region runs from base 944 to 1558 and encodes 204 amino acids. NCBI's taxonomy places the organism in Eukaryota, Metazoa, Chordata, Lepidosauria, Squamata, Anolidae. Gene Ontology annotation, cellular component: axon; synaptic vesicle; dendrite. Gene Ontology annotation, biological process: nerve development; peripheral nervous system development; positive regulation of peptidyl-serine phosphorylation. The transcript is spliced from 3 exons.
GAGGAGAGGUGGGGCCGGGAGGCGUGGGGCGUGGGCUGGGAGGCUUGGCGUCAGGUAUGGGCUUCGGCGGGACCUUCCCGCCGCUAGGAAAACCUCCUUUUCCCAGGCAAGCCGGGAAGAAGGCGCAAGGAGGAAGCUUCUUUCUCCCUCCUUUCUCCUUUGCUUCCGUCCACCUUUCCACCUCUCCCUGGGAUUCGCCUCCUCCUUUCCUCCCUUCAAACCUGUUCCUCCGGUCCUGGGUCUUUCUCCCUUUCUCUGCUUCUUCAGCUACCCGCCCACCGCUUAGUCUUCGGGCAACGGGAGACGCCAGGGACACCUUUCGGAUAUGUUAAACUCACAACAACAAUAAGGACAACAACAACAACAAGAAGAAGAGCCUUUGCGCUUUCUGGAAUGGCAGCGCGGGGAAAAGACAGCCCUAGGCGAGGGAGCCCCCUUUUGUGCGCGGAGGGGAACUGAACAAGCAGCAGAAAGAAGAAGAGGAGGAAGAAGAGGAGGAGGAAGCCUUCUUCUCCUCACCUUCAGGGGCAGCGAAGUGCCCUCCAGGUUGGAUGAGUGACAUCAAGCCGUCAGUCCAGUCUGCAUUUCUUGAUAUCCAAUUGUUUCCUGAGCCAGAACUCUUCGCCAAGAGUGAGGGAAAAAAAUACUUACCUCUCGGCAAAGGCCUGCUCUGCUUGCUCAUCCCAUGGAGAAACCAAGAUGUCUGAGAUUUGCCGAGACUUUCAGGAGUCCAGACUUUCCGGCACAUGAACUGCGAAGAGACACCAGCAUCUGUUAAGGAUAAGGCAGCAGAAAGUUAUCGUCUCAGUGUUCCCAGAUUUCCUCGCAUCAAGGAGUAUCCAAACAAGGUCAUACUCUGGAGGGUCAUGAAUAAAGUUGAGGACUUGCUUGGCUGUGAUAUAAGGAAGCACUGAUUGUACAGGUUCCCGCCGUGCAGGGAGGGAUGCUUAUUCUGCUCCAUGCCAUGAUCACCCCACUGCUCUCUAUCAUCCGUGCUGCCCCCGUUCCCAAUGCCAGUGCCCUUCCUAACACCACAGACAUCCUUUGGGCUGAGACUCCUGUACAGGACUGGGACCUCUUCUCUCCCCGCGUCACUCUUUCCCACCAUGAACCUGAAGGGCCACCAUUGCUUUUCCUCAUGGAGGACUCCAAUGCCCAGCAAGGGCAGGCUGCUAACCAAACGCUCAAGUCCAAACGCUCCGUGGACAGUUCUGUACGCCGGGGAGAGAUGUCAGUGUGUGACAGCGUCAACGUCUGGGUGACAGACAAGCGCACAGCUGUGGACAUCCGUGGAAGAACUGUUACAGUGCUUUCUGAAGUCCAGACGCUUACGGGCCCGCUGAAGCAGUACUUCUUUGAGACCAAAUGUAAUCCAGCUGGGGGUACAGUGGGUGGAUGCCGAGGUGUUGACCGUCGCCACUGGAUCUCAGAGUGCAAGGCUAAGCAGUCGUACGUGAGGGCUCUCACCAUAGAUUCCGACAAGAUUGUGGCCUGGCGCUGGAUCCGGAUUGACACCUCGUGUGUCUGCACCCUACUCACUCGCAUGGGACGGACGUAGGGAGGGAUGUAUCAUGUGGUUGUCACAUUGGUUCAUCAAGACACGGCCAACUCUUCGGCCCAGGUUGUGCUUGGUGUGUUUCCCUGGUCAACAUGGUCUCUCAUUGGCCAAGGGGUGUGUGCAGUAUUCCCAUUGGGCAAGAGGAAGUGGCUUUGGCCCUGAUUGACAGGCACUUGCUGCAGUGUCUGUCUCUGUUUCAGCAAAAUUUAGGAGCUUGUAUUGACAGAAUACAGCACCAUGACUACAAGUUGUAGCCAUCGUAAGGAUGCCACUGUGGUGUAUCAUUCUUUGGGAAUGGAGACACAAAGGUUGAACUUCGCUGGUAUAGCUGGACACCUUUUGUGGACCAGAAGGCACCAAUGUUUCUUAUUAGAUGGGAGAUAGCUACAAAGACAUUUAUGGGUCCAACAUGGUCAAAAGAUGUCUGUGGACACUUGCUGUAAGUCUUUCACCCCUCUUGGCUUUCACUGCCGGUUCUCACCAACUCUCCUUUUUACUGGCCCCCAAUUUUUGCUCCUUGCUCUUUAGGCUCAAGACUAAGGUCUUACAGAUCAUCUAUUCUAGGAUAAUCUUUUCCAUCUCAAAAAAGCUACCAGAUUCCCAAUGCAUAAUGUGGAAAGUGGGGGUCUAGAGCAUGUCUUGGGGUGCAUUGUCUGUAUGUGUGUGGACCACCAGCCACAUCUACUAGGCUUCACUAUUGCUUCAUGCACACCAAAGUUGCCUGAGACUCCCUCCUGGCUAUGCAGUAAAGUGGAAAUUCACUCAUUGCGAAAGGUUUGUCCAUCAUGAACAACCUUUUCAUCAUGUAAUAAACUCAUGAAAAGCCCUUGAAAUCUUUCGGAACUCACUUUUGGAAAUCAGUGUGCAAGGUGGUGUACGUUUACUUCUGGAAUUUAACUUGUUUUCCUCUCUUCAUAUUUAUUGCCUCCCUUCCCUCCUGAUGCAGUUCUGUGUCUUUGCCCUUGUUCUGUCAUUUUAAUUAUUAACUUAUUUGUGUAUUCUCUUUCUGUGUGGGUAAUUUCUAGGAAAACUGUAUGUUUGAAGGUAGGGAGUGGGGUGGAGAUUAAAAACAAAAGAGGUGCCUGCAAUUUUGUUUCCAGUGUCCUGAUGUGUUACUUUGGGAGUGGUGGGAAUAUGGGAAACAAGGAUCUUGGAAGGGAAAAAAGGAUGACAACCAGAGUUCAUGUUUGCCGCCUUCCAACUGUGCUGCUGCUUGGAGAUCCAGUAGAGAAGCUCUACCCCUCCCCUGAGUUCCACCUGAUGAUCGGAAGUAUGACAGCAAAGCCUUGUUUUAAGAGAUAUUGCAGGCAGAAGAUAAACUAGGUCUUUCCUUUAGAGAGCUCUGGGUGAUUUGUAAUACAUGAGGCUUGUUACAUGAGGACAUUUUAAGGCCUGAAUAUUAUUUGACUGGCUUAGGUUUUUAUGCCUUCACAUAUUGGUGAUAAGCCUUUGCAUCAGGCUGCAGGAAUCAAAUAUAAAACAAAGUAGAUCCUAUAAUCUGCACAGCUCUGGUAGGAAUCCUGGUUUGGUUGUGUGUGAUAACUCUUAACACCACCACUUUUCUUCUGAUCUUGGAAGCUAAACAGGAUCAACUCUGGUUGGUACCUGGAAGGGAGACUUCCAAUGAAUUCCAGGUACUGUCGGAUAUAAUUUAGAACAGUGGUUCCCAACUUUUUUUUGGCCAGGGACCCCUGACACGGGACCACUCUCCAACAUUAGUACCAAAAGGGAUAUGAAUCAGUUUUUGGUCAACUUUAGAUUUGGUUUGGUUAUUUAGUGUGCUGAUUUAGAAAAUUGCACUGGAUAGACCACAUCAGCUCUAGUUUCUGAUACAGAACAUAUGCCAUCCAGUAGUCGCCAUCUGCUCGCCCACAGAAAACUAUAUUUAAUAAUCUAGAACUGAUGUGGUAGUAGUAAUCUUUUGUGGGUAGUCGGCCUCUCCUCUUCUGACAUCCCAAUUUCCUCGGCACUAUAAGACGGUUUUGCGAGACCAGUCGCUCUCAUUGCUGCAUGUUUUCGAGGUAAUAGUGAGGCCGUGGACCAUAUUUUCAUUCUUGUGGACCACAAGGGACUAUCGUGCAUUCAGUUAUACAGAAUGAGAGAGAUACUGAAACAAUGUGAUGUUGCUAUCUGGGAGCAGGUGUUCUUGCACAAUUUUAAAGGACUACAGCUGUGAACACCCUGAAUAAAUUGACUUGCAGAUUUUAA